Bradysia coprophila is the source of this 1730-nucleotide messenger RNA. RefSeq lists its product as uncharacterized. The record is from RefSeq and is a predicted model, not a curated record. Lineage: Eukaryota; Metazoa; Arthropoda; Insecta; Diptera; Sciaridae.
AUCAACGUUAUAAUAUGAACUAAAUUGCACAGUACAAUGCUUGACAUUACAUAAUUUAGAAACUUAAUUGACUGUGCCAACUAUUAAGAUAAACAAAAGUUCAGAUUGGUCUGAACAUACUCCCGGCCAUGUUCCGACAAGUGCGAACAAUCGCGUUCUAAGACAAUAGACAUUUUUGUGAAUCAUUCAAAUUUGUAUGUUUGUGAAAAGAAUCAAAUGGUUCUAGUUGUUUCAUCGAAAAGAUACGAUUUAAAGAGUCAAGUGUUCAGCGAGUUGGAAGUUUUACGAUUUGUGCCCAUUCUCUCAAUGUUCAUUUGUGAGAAAAACGUGGAUGGAAACAAAAGGUCGCUGGUUAACAAAAGAUCCACGUUGUCUCAAAAAGACGCUUCGAGAAUAAUCAUCGAAUUGCAGUUUCAUGUAGUGGCUCAUGGAUUGGCUUCGUGCUCUACUGUCUUUCAGUGUUCAAUAAUGACAGAGAAGCUGAUUUUCGACUACAAAUUGCAUUCCAGUAUCAUUAUGCAAUUAGUGUAUGCCAGUACAGCUUGGUUGACGUCACCAUUUCUUUGUUUCAAUUGUGGUGAUAUGCAACGCACAUAUGAUCGGAGUUUCAAAGUUAUUGUGUGCAAUAAUCGUCUACCAAAGACAAUCAAUGGAGUAGAGCAGUGGUCAUUUUAUGGUUUCAAUUUUGGUCAACUGCGAUCCGUACAGCGAAAACCGGAAUUUACAAUUUUGACUUUAUGUGUUUCAAUAGUCAAACAUCAUCGAGUAUUCCACAUUUCAAUCGUUUGUUCGAUUAAAGUUUCAUUUCGAGCAUUGGUUUCGGCGUCUCAUAACGGAUCAAGCAAUCAUUCCAGUUCGUCUUUAAGCGUGUCAAAGGCCGAACGAGUCGGAAGUUGCAAGGCUGACAGAUCAGCUGGAUUUAUUCAUCUUGCAGUAAUUGUUCCAACUGCCGUUUCUUCGUAUUAUUGUGGUCAAUUGCAGACAGUCAAUGGAGUAUCAAUGUGUGAACAAUUAGCGGAAUGUUUCUCGACUUGUUUAUGGAACAUGAGUAGUCUUCAACAUCGUUCGCUGGAGAAUGAAGCGCUCCAUGGUAUCCGAAAACGAUUAUCCAAGAGAUUCAUCAGUCGUCGGGCAAAACCUGCCAUUAUGUACAACAAAAAUGCUGCGAAUUUUGUGGACUGGAUAACAGAGCUUUCUAAGGCACAGCAGAGCGCACUGAGAGAACUCAAUCCUACAACAGCAAGUAAUUUCGGAGGAAUUUGGGAAGCAGCAGUGCAAUCAAUGAAGUUUCACCUCAAACAAAUUGUUGGGUCGUCACAUCUCACGUUUAAGGAGCUGACAAUUCUUUUUUGUCAAAUCGAGUGCGCAUUUAUUUCGAGACCAAUGUGCAGCCUGACCGAUGAGGAUUUGAAUUUGAGUUUAUUUUUGAGUAAAUUUUUCCGUUUCAUUCAUUUUAUCUUCCGAGCCAAUUUCAUUUCAUUUUGAAUUUUUUGUGUUAGUUUUAUUUGAAGACGAUUUAUAAUGUCUUGGCCGGGAGUAUGUUCAGACCAAUCUGAACUUUUGUUUAUCUUAAUAGUUGGCACAGUCAAUUAAGUUUCUAAAUUAUGUAAUGUCAAGCAUUGUACUGUGCAAUUUAGUUCAUAUUAUAACGUUGAUCUAUAAACAACAGUCUUUUGAUUCGACAUAAAAUAAUUGAACCUGAGAAACCGAUAUUCCUUAAACACGACACA